CAUUGAACAAUUCCUGUUCGGCGAGUCGCAAGGUCGCAGAGUCGCCAGAGCUAGAGACGCUCAGCGGCCCAGACGCCCGCAGCCCCGCACCGCCGCAGCCCCCCGCCUCCCGACGCCUCUGUCUGACUUUCUGCAUCUCCACUUCUCAGCCUCUGGGAGUUCUGGGCCUCUGGCUGCCUUCUGCUAAUCGCCCCAGCAGAUUUAGCCGCGAUGCAUAGAUAGGGGGCCGUAAUCCCCAAGCUAAGACCGGAUCAGAUGAACUCUCUGGGCCUGCUUUUGAGUACAUACCUAAAGUCAAAGGUCCAUUUUUGUGUGCAUGCACAUGCGGUUCUGGUUUGAUAAGCUGAGUUUGUAUUCAGAAACUUAAAUAAUUGCUGCUCUAUUUAAACUGAAGAGAAGAAUAAAAUGAGAUUACUGAAAGUGGCUACGUGUAAUCUUAACCAAUGGGCCAUGGAUUUUGAUUGCAACAUGAAGAACAUAAAGGAUUCCAUUUCUAGGGCAAAAGUGGCAGGAGCUAUGAUCAGGCUCGGCCCUGAGCUUGAAAUCACUGGAUAUGGAUGCGAGGAUCACUUCUUUGAGCUUGACACCAUCUCUAAUGCGUGGGAUUGCUUAAAAGAAUUGCUGCUAGGUGAUUGGACAGAUAACAUAUUAUGCAGUUUUGGAAUGCCAGUUGUUAAAGGAUCAGAGCGCUACAACUGUCAAAUAUUGUGUCUUAACAGGAAGAUAUUAAUGAUUCGGCCCAAAAUGUGGCUAGCAAAUGAUGGAAACUAUAGGGAACUUCGAUGGUUUACAGCUUGGAAGCACAGAGAUGUUGAGGAUUUUCAGCUCCCAAGUGAUGUUUCUGAAGCUUUGUCUCAGUCAAUUGUUCCAUUUGGCUAUGGAUAUCUUCAGUUUUCAGACACAGCUGUUGCAGCUGAAGUUUGUGAGGAACUCUUUGUACCUUCACCACCUCAUGCUGAACUUGCACUGAAUGGAGUUGAAGUAUUUAUGAAUGCAAGUGGAAGUCAUCAUCAGCUAAGAAAGCUGGAUCUUCGCAUGCGAGCUUUUGUAAGUGCCACUCACACACGUGGAGGGGUUUACAUGUACAGCAAUCAACAAGGAUGUGAUGGUGGUCGACUUUAUUUUGAUGGAUGUUCUUGUGUUGUUGUGAACGGAGAUAUGGUAGCUCAAGGCUCACAGUUCUCUCUGAAGGAUGUUGAAAUGGUGUUUGCUGAAAUUGAUUUAGAUGCGGUUGCUAGUCUUAGGACAUCUACCAGUAGUUUCCAAGAGCAAGCUAGUUCGAAAUCUAAAGUUUCUGCAGUGGGCAUUCCAUACAAACUUUGCAAGUCCUUCAAUCUCCAAAGGUCACUUUCUAGUCCUCUUGAGACUAGGUAUCACUCUCCUGAGGAGGAAAUAGCACUUGGGCCUGCUUGCUGGUUAUGGGAUUAUUUAAGAAGAAGUGGCGCGUCUGGUUUUUUACUCCCACUUUCAGGUGGUGCUGAUAGUUCCUCUGUUGCAGCUAUAGUUGGUUCGAUGUGCCAGCUUGUAGUUAAAGAAAUUGCAAAUGGGGAUGAACAGGUCAAGGCUGAUGCGAUGCGAAUUGGCCAGUACACUGAUGGACAGUUCCCAAUAGAUAGCAAAGAAUUUGCUAAGCGUAUAUUUUAUACGGUUUUCAUGGGGUCUGAAAAUAGUUCUGAAGCCACGGCAUCACGGGCAAAGCUUUUGGCAGAUGAAAUCGGAUCAUGGCAUCUAAAUGUUAGCAUAGAUGGAGUAGUUUCUUCUCUGAUCUCUUUGUUCUAUACACUUACAGGGAAGCGUCCACACUACAAGGUAGAUGGGGGAUCUAGCAUUGAAAACUUGGGCCUGCAAAAUAUUCAAGCUCGAGUCAGAAUGGUCUUAGCAUUCAUGCUUGCAUCACUCUUGCCAUGGGUUCAUAAUAAACCAGGAUUUUAUUUGGUAUUAGGUAGCUCCAAUGUAGAUGAAGCAUUGCGUGGCUAUCUAACAAAGUAUGAUUGCAGUUCAGCUGAUAUAAAUCCAAUCGGAAGUAUUAGCAAGAUGGAUCUUCGAACAUUUCUGAGAUGGGCAGCCAUUCAUCUUGGAUACUCAUCCUUGGUAGAUAUUGAAGCAGCUCCUCCCACUGCUGAAUUGGAGCCUAUACGCUCUAACUAUAGUCAGCUAGAUGAAGUGGACAUGGGAAUGACAUAUGAAGAACUCUCAGUUUAUGGAAGAAUGCGUAAGAUUUUCCGGUGUGGACCUGUAUCAAUGUUUAAGAACCUCUGCUAUAAAUGGGGUACGGUGUUGUCUCCAAAGGAGGUGGGCGAUAAAGUGAAGUACUUCUUCAAGUACUAUGCCGUUAACAGACACAAGAUGACUGUGUUAACACCUUCAUAUCAUGCCGAGAGUUACUCGCCAGAGGACAACAGGUUUGAUCUUCGACAGUUUUUGUAUAAUGUGAAGUGGCCUUACCAGUUCCGGAAAAUCGACGAACUUGUGAAUGAGCUUGAUAGUGACCAAGUUGCAAUCACAAAAACAGCAGUCGGUAGUGGUGGUAUGGGUGUUGUGGCAGCUGGUUCAGACAACCCAAGCGCGGGGAUUUAAGUUUCUCCUCUCAUCCCAUUAUUUAUGUUAUGAUCGGUGCGUGGCCUCACGGCUCCUCCCAGGGGCCUACAUGGAUGGGGUAAAUAACAAGACGGGUGAAAGUUAGCGAUCUCAUUAAUUAUUUUUGUGAUGCAUGUUCAGGUGUCUUAUUUGUUAGUAGUUGCUCUCAUUAAUAAAGAGAUCACAGACACAUCUUAGAGAUUUUGUUUUAUAUUCUGCUUCAUCAUAGUCAUCACCACCUUCUUCCAACUACAUUGGGGAUAGGACGAAAGAUACCAUUUAUAUGGAUAGAAUGUUAGAUUGCUGUUAGCUGAAGCAUGCCUUGAUUCAAACUAAAAAUGGUUGUAGUUACCCUUGUAGUGCAGAAAGUUUGAACAUCUUGAUGGUUGUGCUCUUAUACUAUAGUAAGAGCACAUUUCUCACUUUACACCCAAUUUAUUCUCUGUGUUGUAAUUUUUAUUGAUAUUUUAAUAUUUUUUAAUGUAUUAAGCCUGU
Cuscuta europaea is the source of this 3072-nucleotide messenger RNA. Lineage: Eukaryota; Viridiplantae; Streptophyta; Magnoliopsida; Solanales; Convolvulaceae. The record is from the annotation of a GenBank genome assembly.